AGUUCUUCGCAAGGAAUGGAAGAAUCUCAAAGAUAUGAGGAAUCCGAUAUGUAUAAAGAACAACCACCUUGCAGCUUACGAAAAUUAGGAGAUAUGAUUCCAGCACGUGUCGUGCUGUACAUACUUUCGUUUUCCGGAUUUCUUGUAUCCUUCAUGAUGAGAACAGACAUUAAUAUUGCCAUGGUGGCUAUGGCGAAGUUGUCGUCAAACAAUGAAACUGCUGUGGUAGCAUCUCAGUGCUACACAAUAUCAAAUACGUCGUAUUCAGAAAACUCUACUGUAAUCAGACCUGAGGAUGCUGGUGAGUUCGAGUGGAGUCCAACUAUUCAGUCAACCAUUCUCAGUUCCUUUUAUUGGUGUUAUAUACUUUCGCAAAUGCUCGGUGGUGUUCUCACUCAGUACUUCGGUACUAAAACUAUAUUCGGCGGAUCUCAAGCCAUCACUGCCGUCUGCAGUCUACUUAUACCAACUGCCGCGGAAAUCCAUUAUGGGGCUCUGAUAGCGUUACGUAGUAUACAGGGCAUUGCAAGUGGACUCACGUGGCCCGCGAUGUACGCCGUAAUCGGGCACUGGAUUCCACCCAUGGAACGCACACGUUUCAUGUCUUCCUUUCAAGGGUUCAGCAUCGGCAUUGGAUUGACCUAUCCGUUGUGCGCGUUCAUCAUCGCCCAUUUCGGAUGGAGGAUUGUGUUCUACACGACUGGCACCCUUAGUCUCGUUUGGUGCAUCUUUUGGUAUCUUUGCGCCUUCGACACGCCUGCCUCGCAUCCCCGAAUAUCUAAGCCGGAACUUCGUUACAUUCAGGAAUGCGUUAAAAAUCAAGUUAUUGGAGCAAGCGAGGAUUUGCCCGUUCCUUGGAAGUCUAUACUUACGUCUUUGCCAGCAUGGGUAAUCGGUAUCACAACCUUCGGAAGGAUAUGGAUACAUUAUAUCUUUAUCAUUCCCGGUCCGAUGUAUAUGAAGACAGUGUUAGGAUUCAGUAUACAAGCAAAUGGUAUCCUAUCAGGUGCACCAUUUAUCUGUAGCUACUUAAGCUCCGUUAUAUUCUGCUACGUUGCGGAUCUCCUAGUUGCGCGGCAAAUCAUGACUUUAAUCAGUGUGCGCAAGAUAUUUACCGCACUAUCUCAAGUGGUUCCUGGAAUACUUGUGAUCUUAAUUGGAUAUUUAGGCUGCAAUAUUAUUCUAGUUUUAAUCGUGUGGUUUAUAGCUGUUACUCUCAUAACAGCCGGCUACGCGGGAGCAAUGGCCAAUGUCGUCGACAUUGCACCCAAUUUUGCUGGACCAGUGUUAGCAUUCGCGCAGACUAUUCACAUGACCGCCAGUUUCCUAUCUCCUAUAGCAGCUGGUCUGCUCACACAAGAAAGCCAAUCUCUCGAUUCAUGGAGAAGAGUAUUUGCUGUUACUGCGGGUGUAUCUUGCAGUACAUAUAUUGCCUAUCAAAUAUUUGGUACAGCGGACAUACAGGCAUGGAAUUAUCCGGAUCAAAAAUAUCCUCAAUCUAUUCCAGAAGAAUGCCUGUUAAAUGAUUCAUUGUGGAUAUUAUUGACUGCAUUCUUAUUAAUUGCAAUACUUGUUGCGGAAACUUCUGCAAAAAAAUCGAAUAAAGAUGUGGAAUCAAGGAACAGCGAUAAAAAGGAGAGAAAGGUCGAUGUAGAACACCGUACAAAAGAUAAGCAAUCAAAGAAGAAAGACAAAUAUGUGAAAGAGCAGAGGAAAAGGAAAAAUAGCUCAGAACGAAACAUCGAAAAUCCUUCUGAAAACUAUCUAGAUGCGAAAAAUUCUUAUAAAUCAGAACAGAAGUUGAAAAACAAGCGAAACAGACGUGAAGAAAAUGGUGAAGUGAUGAAUGAAGAAGGAAACAGAAAUAUUGAAAAGAAAUUACAAUAUUUAAAAGAUAAGAUUAAAACAGAAACGCAAAAUAAGAAAGAUAAGAAUGCUAAAGAGCAUUUAACAGAAUCCGAUACAUUAUCUGAAGAUUCUCAAAGAUCCGAAAUCAGCCAAAAAUCGAAAAAAAGUUUAAAAGAGGAGAAACAUAAGAAGAAAUCAAAAAAUAAUGAGGAAGUAGAAAAUAUAAAGAAAAAUCCAAAUAAUGAGGUUUCAAGUAGGAGAACGAAAAAGCAUUCUAAAUUGGAAAAUUCUCAAAAUGUUAAAGAUGUUAACAAUAACGAAAAAAAGAUAAAAUACGAUAAAAAAAAUAAAAAGGGAGAGGUAUUGAAAAAUACAGAAUUUAAAGAAAAAAAGGAAGAAUUAGUCGAAACGGAUGUAACAUCUACAGAUUCCGAGCAAGAAGAAAUUCUGGACAAGACAAAGACGGAUAAACAGAAAGGUCAGGAAACGUCGACGAAAAGCAAGAACAAUAGAAAGAAGCGUGAAGUGAUGCAAGAAGAAGAGGAAACUGAUAUAACAUCUGCAGAUUCCGGUCAAGAAGAAACUGUGGACAAGACAAAGAAGGAUAAACAAAAAUCACAAGAAACAUCAAAGAAAACAAAAAAAAAUAAGAAGCGUGAAAUAGUGCAAGAAGAAGAGGAAGCUGAUAUAACAUCUGCAGAUUCCGUGCAAGAAGAAAUCGUGGACAAAACAAAAAAGGAUAAAGCUCAGGAAACAUCAAAGGAAUGUAAGAAAAAUAAAAAAAAGCGUGAAAUUGUGCAAGAAGAAGAAACUGAGGAAGAGCAACUGAAAGAAAAUAUUAUUAUAGAGGAAGAAAAUGUAAAUGAAAUUGAAACAAUUGGCAUUGAAUCUAAAGAAGAUUCCUCAGUUUAAACUAACGACAUGAAGUACCUAGAUACACCUUCUAAUAUCAAAGAACUAAGUUGAUUGAGCGAAAAAACAUAAUCUGUCCUUCUGUGAGAAUGAAAUCAUUGUACAAACAUAGGUGCCAUGAUGAAGCAUAUAGAUAAUCAAUUGAUAAAAAAAAAAUAC
Messenger RNA from Cyphomyrmex costatus, 2919 nucleotides. Its product is annotated as Major Facilitator Superfamily Transporter 17. Gene Ontology annotation, biological process: monoatomic anion transport; transmembrane transport. NCBI's taxonomy places the organism in Eukaryota, Metazoa, Arthropoda, Insecta, Hymenoptera, Formicidae. The record is from RefSeq and is a predicted model, not a curated record. Gene Ontology annotation, molecular function: transmembrane transporter activity. Gene Ontology annotation, cellular component: membrane.